AUGCGAUGCGACACCUGGGAUACCUCAAGUGACAUCUGGAGUCUGGCUUGUCUUAUUGUAGAAUUAUACACUGGUAUAUACAAAAAACAAACCUCAAUAUAGGAAGAGUUUUUAUUAAAGUAGGCAAUAACGAUUUAAUGCAUUUGGCUAUUAUACAAUCUAUUUUUGGACCAAUACCCUAGUACAUGAAACAACGUUCCAAAUUUAAAACGAGAUUUAAUUCUUUACCAAAAGCCUAGCCUUAAAAAUAAUUACAUCAAAUUAUAGAUGAUCAAGAUCUUCUUGAUCUUCUUAAUAUGAUGUUUUAAAUAGAUCAUCAUCAUAGAAUUAAUUGCAAAUAAAUUCUAGAACAUAAAUUCUUUUAAAAACUAUUUUCAAAUUUUUGA
This is a messenger RNA of Paramecium primaurelia, 386 nucleotides long. Lineage: Eukaryota; Ciliophora; Oligohymenophorea; Peniculida; Parameciidae. The record is from the annotation of a GenBank genome assembly.